Messenger RNA from Syngnathus acus (greater pipefish), 2330 nucleotides. It is a transcript of the gene yif1a, whose product is annotated as Yip1 interacting factor homolog A (S. cerevisiae). Gene Ontology annotation, cellular component: endoplasmic reticulum membrane; endoplasmic reticulum-Golgi intermediate compartment; COPII-coated ER to Golgi transport vesicle. The transcript has 9 exons. The coding region runs from base 297 to 1139 and encodes 280 amino acids. Gene Ontology annotation, biological process: endoplasmic reticulum to Golgi vesicle-mediated transport. The record is from RefSeq and is a predicted model, not a curated record. Lineage: Eukaryota; Metazoa; Chordata; Actinopteri; Syngnathiformes; Syngnathidae.
ACAGUUAAGUCCACACCACUGAGCCACGCCUCAAACGGCGCUACGCAGUUUACGUACGUACUUUUUGUUUGUUACGUUUGUACGUACGUGCGUGCAUUGCCACGCAGGCACCGUGACGUAAACCAAUCGUAGCGAGUAAGCGGGGUUGUCUGAAGAUCCACGUAGCUAGCUACCUAACGUUAGCGGGCUAGCUAACGUCAGCCAGAAUUUGCAAUGGAUUUGCCACAUCACGGAUACCGAGCAAGUAAGUGCCCCGUAAACAGAGGGGCCGCGGCACUCCUACGGGCGCCGAGUCCAUGUUGUUCGAUGACACCAGCACCUCAGGCAUGAACACUCAGGGCUAUUACACUCCAGGCUACAACAUGGCGGGGCCCCCGAGCGACAUGCAAGCGGGAGCCACCAACUUGUUUGCCGAUCCCAUGGCCAACGCCGCAGUCAUGUACGGGUCGUCCUUGGCCAACCAAGGCAAGGACAUGGUUAACAAAGAGAUUAGCAGAUUUAUGUCUGUAAACAAGCUGAAAUAUUUCUUUGCUGUGGACACCAGAUACGUGCUGAAGAAACUCAUGAUCCUCAUGUUCCCUUACACGCAUCAGGAUUGGGAAGUUCGCUACCAUCGAGACACUCCGCUAACCCCAAGACAAGACGUCAACGCACCUGAUCUUUACAUACCAACAAUGGCUUUUAUUACCUACAUUUUACUGGCUGGAAUGGCCCUUGGCAUUCAGAAAAGGUUCAGUCCCGAGGUGCUAGGACUCUGCGCCAGCACGGCCUUGGUGUGGGUCAUCAUUGAGGUCUUGGUGAUGCUCCUCAGUUUGUACUUGCUGACAGUACACAGCGACCUCUCCACUUUUGACCUUCUUGCCUACAGCGGAUACAAAUAUGUCGGAAUGAUCUUCACCGUGCUCUGCGGCUUGCUAUUUGGCAGCGACGGCUACUUUGUGGCGCUAGCCUGGUCCUCUUGUGCCCUUAUGUUCUUCAUUGUGCGUUCCCUGAAAAUGAAGAUCCUGACGUCGCUGACGUCGGACUCCAUGUCCACCAACACCAGCGCCAAACCCCAAGUGCGCAUGUACAUCACCAUGGUGACCGCCCUCUUUCAGCCCAUCAUCAUUUACUGGUUAACCUCUCACCUGGUCAGGUGACUGUGAGGCGUUGACGCGAGCGGGCUCGUCCAAGUGCUUUAGCGCGCGUGUGUGGCUGUGUGCUCGCCGCUUUCUCCACGGGCUGAGAUUUGUACGCACGCGUUGAGCUAGCAAAACAGUUGUAAAAAGGAACUUGUGUGUUUGAGUUAACCAAAUCGUGUGAAACGUAUAAAAUACUUCAGUGUGCCGUGAUUUUGACAAAAGCUCAUUUUCUGCCGUCGUUACAUUUUUCGUUAAAACAAGGGCUGCCAAAUUCAGAGCUUGGUUUCAUCAUUGGAUUCAACUCGUUUCCUUUGUCAAAAGUAAAACUCUUUUCUGUCAUUUAUCCCAUAUCCUUCAUAAUCCGUCUCAUUAGAUCUCCUCCCACUUCUAGGGCAAUGUUUGGCCAUCUAAUAUACUACUAAAUGGAUGGUCGACUGCUUUGCCUGACCAGAUGCCAUUUUGUGCAGUUUUGCAUCACGAGUAACCUAGUUGUCCUAGAAGUACGCCAGAGUUGUCAGACUAGUAUGCAGAAAUGUCAUGGAAUUGAAAAAACAAUUCUAGUUAGGCAUAUUGUUCUACUAUUGCACUAGUAAACUACCGCAUACCAGUAAAAAAAAAAAAAAAUGAAUAGAUGGCAUUUUGAGGAUACUAACGAAUGGAUGAAUAGAUGGGUUCAGACGUUGACUAGUAUGUGACACAUGCCUAGUGAUGAUAAUAGUAUAACACAGUAGUUUAGUAUCGAGGUUUAAUUGUGUAUUAGACGGCUAAAAGUUGGACUAAUAGUGGGGGAUAGACGUUACUACGCAAAAUUGUAAUACCACACAGGAUAAAGAGCGUAGCAGUUCCUUAAACCCAGAUUUGAAGGAUAUAUGAUAAAUACUUCACGCACAGCCGCUUUUGCAUUUGUCAUCCUUGAUGAGGAGGCUACUAGCAUGUGAAACAGAACUACGAGUUGGACCUAGUAGUGUUACUCAGUCUGCACAGGAGUUAACCAGUAAGAUUUAUUUACUGACUGGUAAUCCAAACGUGACACUGAAUCCUGCUCGAGAUACGUCAAUAAUGCGGAAUGAACUUUCCAUAAAUCUUGGUAUGAUGUCACCAUUUCCCAAUCAUUUUCUGGAUUUUUAUUGAUCUGAAAUAUAAAUAUAGCAUGACACUCUGGAUUUUUUGUAGGAAAGAAAAGAAAUGUAUUCAGCUUUGUGUAUUCAA